Messenger RNA from Haliotis rufescens (red abalone), 6446 nucleotides. Its product is annotated as A disintegrin and metalloproteinase with thrombospondin motifs 16-like. Gene Ontology annotation, biological process: extracellular matrix organization; proteolysis. Gene Ontology annotation, cellular component: extracellular matrix. The record is from RefSeq and is a predicted model, not a curated record. The coding region runs from base 883 to 4464 and encodes 1193 amino acids. Lineage: Eukaryota; Metazoa; Mollusca; Gastropoda; Lepetellida; Haliotidae. The transcript has 25 exons. Gene Ontology annotation, molecular function: metalloendopeptidase activity.
GGUAAUGUAUGAGGGGACUACCUCCUGGGUGUGAGUCAAUGAGAGCUGCACACCUGUUUCCAGGGAUGAUAGUCCUUCACCUGAUGGCCAUAAUACAGAGGGGAUUUGGAGCAGAGGCACAAGACAUGCAGCACCCACAGAGUGGCACCAGUGUUUCCUCUGGCACUAGUGCUGUGAUGCAACUCGGAUAAGCUGCAUGAGCAGACUCAAGUGAGGGCAGACGGAGAGCACCAACACUGGAGUGGAGAGGGAAGGAGGGAGUAGAAGGAGGAUACACAUGGACCACAAACUUCUACAUGCCACAACACACUACAUGUGUUUUACCCACUUCUCACCCAGGAUGGGACAUGCCUAUCUGUGUAGUGGGACCGCUGUCUGACCUGUGUGGGACCUGCGUGGACCUGGAGUGGAGGGUGCGAGGCAGGACUCAGUGGUGUUAGUGCUGGCUGGGCUGAGCUGCUUAGUGUGUGCCGAGCGUCAGGUCACCAUGUGAGAUAGCGGAGGGUGAGCUAGACAGUUGGUGUAACGCUUCAAUAGCCACUGGGCCCUUUAAAUGUCGGCUAUAAAUUGACUGUGAUUGGCCGAAGCCGCAAUCAUUCAUGGGCCAGGCACAAUGUGCACAGUAAUCUCUCUGGACUCCUGUGCAGACUAGUGACUAGGAAACAGUGUUGAGUGUAGACUGUCAAAACCAAAACUAGUUACAGGAGUUUUUUCUCAUUAACACCUGUAUAUUCCCCCAUAUACCUGUGUGGGCAAUCAUUGCAAUUAGCCCCAAUUUUGCCCCUAAUGCUCUCCCAGUGGCCUAUGACGGACCUACUGUCAUACCUUGAUUUUUACCUGUGAUUUUACCUGAUAUUGGCACUGGAUAUCUCACCUUUAACGAUGUGUUACCUGGACGUGAUACAACCCGGGGGCAGCCUCCUCAUCCUUACAGUGAUGAUAGCCCUCAUGCCUAUAGUGGAUGGAGAGGAUGGGACCAGGUCGACAAGGCAGCUGCACAAGUUUGGAAGUGAAGAAUAUGAGGUGGUUUUUCCCUACGUGUUUGAUGGAGGUGAUAAUGUUGUGUCCCGAGACUGGAAGAAAGUGGCACGCCAUAAAAGAAGUACCAUUGGUCGGAGUGUCAUCCACGUCAACAUCAGUGGCUUUGGGGAAAACUUCAACCUGGAACUGUGGGAAAAUAAGAAGCUUCUUGCACCAGGAUUUAAAGUUUACCAUCGGAAAAACGUGUCUAAUGACACUAUAGACGAAGAGCAGACGUCAGCGGAAGAGCUUGAGAAUGAUCUGGCGUGUUUAUAUACAGGGAAUGUUCGUAACCACAACAACAACCCUGUGGCAGUCAAUGUCUGUGAUGGAAUGAAAGGAAUUAUACGUACAGCUGAGGAAGACUAUAUUAUCGAACCUAUCGAGCAUCACAUUGUUCUUGACCUUGACCUUGACAAUACAAUUGGCAAGCCACACAAGCUGUACCGAAGGUCGACAUUAACAAGGCAUCAACAGAUGUUUGAAUCCCAGAAAUACUCUGCAUUUACCCAAGCAUUCCAGGAUGACAUUUAUGGACGAUGGCGCCGUGCCAGUAGGAAGCAAUGGCCACAAACCCAAGCAGUCAUGGAAAGAACAGUGGAGAUGUUGGUUGUUGUGGAUAAAACAAUGUUCCAUAACCAUGGUGACAAGAAUAUAACAACGUACACACUCACCCUGUUUAAUAUGGUAUCCAAGCUGUUUGAGGACCAGAGCUUGGGGAGCACCAUCAACAUUGUCCUGGUUGGUCUCAUUCUACUGGAGGGAGAUGAGCCAGGUCUGGUUGUGAGCCACCAUGCAGAUCGAACACUCAACAGCUUCUGUACCUGGCAGUCCGUCCUCGUUGGCGCCAACGGUCGGCAGCAUGACCAUGCUAUACUCCUCACCGGAAUGGAUCUCUGCUCCUAUAAGAAUGCACCCUGUGAUACACUUGGUUUUGCUCCCAUAGAGGGCAUGUGUAACCGAAUCCGAAGCUGCACCAUCAAUGAGGACACAGGACUGGCCACCGCGCUCACCAUUGCGCACGAGAUGGGACAUAACUUUGGGAUGUACCAUGAUGGCGAGGGGAACUACUGCACACACAGUGCUGGGUCUAUCAUGGCUCCUACCCUCAUGGGGAAAGAUGGUCUCUUCCAGUGGUCAGUGUGCAGCAGAGACUACCUCACAAAGUUCCUCAACACCCCUCAAGCUGACUGCCUGGAGGACAAACCCAAGCAUGUGGCCGAGCUGAAGUUCCCCACUAAGCUGCCUGGUGAGCUGUACAAUGCUGAUGUCCAGUGCAAGUGGCAGUUCGGCAGCAAGGCCAAGCUUUGUACAUAUGACUUUGGGAAGGACACAUGUAAGGCAUUGUGGUGUUACCGGGGCAACAAGCGAUGUGAGACCAAGUUCCUGCCAGCAGCAGAAGGAACCUCUUGUGGUGCGGGUAUGUGGUGUCGCCAAGGUAAAUGUGUGAAAUAUGGCCGCCAUGGACCAAAGCCAGUGAACGGAGGCUGGUCCGUGUGGACUAAGUGGACCGAGUGUUCACGGACCUGCGGCAAGGGAGUCAAGUCACGGAGCAGGGAGUGUAUCAAUCCGCUACCCCAGUAUGGAGGGAAGCCAUGCCAUGGAUUCACACAGGAGACCAUCAUCUGUAAUGCAAAGACCUGCCCCUAUGGUGAUGAGGACUUCCAUGAUGUCCAGUGCUCCACAUACAAUGAGAAGCCAUUCAAGGGCUGGUACCUGCAGUGGAAGCCGUACAAGAAGCUGUAUAAUGCACAGGACCCAUGUAAGCUGUAUUGUGUGGCCGAGACACUCAACUUUGUGUUCACAGUAAAGCAUCUUGCAAUUGAUGGUACCUCUUGUAACAAUGACAACAUCUGUGUGACAGGCGCUUGCAAGAGAGUUGGGUGUGACCUGGUCAUCGGCUCGGCUGCCCGGAAUGACAUCUGUGGUGUGUGUGAGGGAGAUAACUCCACCUGUAAACUGAUCCAAGGACAAUACACACAGCAGCCCCGGUUAAACACUUAUUUCCCCAUUGCUGUGUUACCAAAGUCUGCAAGGCAUAUUCGCAUACGAGAGAAGAAGAUCUCUUCCAACUUCCUGGCAAUGCGGAACAUCUAUGGCAGCUACUACCUGAAUGGCAACAGAGUCGUGGCUUGGCCUGGGAUCUACAAACUUGGAGGUGCAGACUUCACCUACAAGCGUCCAUACAGCAACCCUGAAACACUCGAGUCAGAUGGGCCUCUUGGGGAGGAUCUUGUCCUGGAGAUGUUGGUGCAAGACCGCAACCCUGGUAUUGUGUAUGAAUACACCAUUCCAAAAACUCCAGCAGAGUUGAGACUGACCCCAGCAACAACAACCUCCACCACCACAACCACCACUACUACCACCACCACCAUGCCACCGCAGCCCAUUCGUCCUAAAGUGUUGUACACCUGGAGCGUGUCGGUGUCGUCCUGCACAGAGCCAUGUGCUGGAGGGAAGAAGAAUGUUACUGCUUCUUGUCGGCGCGAUCUCCAGGUGGAAGUUGACAACAAGUAUUGUGACGUUCGCCGCAAACCCAAGACUGGCCUCUUCCCAUGCAAUGCCCAGCCCUGUUCUCCCAGGUGGUCUGCUGAGGCGUGGCAUACUUGCACCAAGCCGUGUGGAAGUGGGAAACAGAUACGGAAAAUAACAUGUCGCCAGAAACUGUCAUCUCAAAAGGAACGGCGCCUCAAGCGGAGAUUCUGUAAACAUCUUCCCAAACCCGCUAGAAAGAGACGUUGUAAUGUUCAGCAAUGUCCGUCCAAGUGGCAUGUUGGCAAGUGGGGCAAGUGUUCUGCAACUUGUGGUAAGGGCAUGCAGCAUCGACGUAUAAUGUGUCGUCGUCGUGAGCGGCGAGGGUUUCGUGUACUGUCUGAGGACGAGUGUUCUGGGAUGAAGAAACCUAAUGUGUCCCGCAUGUGUAAAAUGCCACUCUGCAAAGAGAAAUAUGAAUGGCUGUUGUCACCAUGGGGACCUUGUUCACGAACGUGCGGUCAAGGGAGGCGGUCGAGAUACCUCAAGUGUAAUCAAGUCGAUGCACAUGGCAAGCAUGCGCCCGCCACCGAUAGUCAGUGUAAACACAAUCGCAAACCUAACGUGGCAAUGGAGGAGACAUGUUGGCUCGUUGAGUGCCCACAGGCGCUACGUGCGUGGCAGCGGCCAUAUUGGCAUGCUUUGCACUGGUCCAAGUGUUCUGCCACAUGUGGGCGUGGCAUUCAGGUACGGAGCAUCAAGUGCAUUGACAGCCACAGAAGACCACACCCAUUUGCAUGCAAGUCACAUCACAAGCCCCACACAUCCAGACCAUGCAACGCUGGAAUAUGUCCGUCCAAAGAUCAACCGUGUGAGGACACAGUGAGCUGGUGCCCGCUGGUCCGACAACACAAGGCAUGUGACCGGCGCUACUAUCGCAAGAGCUGCUGCAAGACAUGUCAGGGGACAUGAGACGUGAGCAGCGUCACCUACUGGACCAGCCUCACACCAGACUGAAACCUCCGAUCUCGUGCAUGCAUGGUUGUGAUUUGUUCUCAUUGUCAUGUAUUUAUUCACCAUGUCAACUGACAUGUGGUUGAAUGUAUGCAAGUUUUAAAUGACAGCUGUGAUGUGUCAAGAAAUAUUCACAACAGAAGGCUGUCAACAUUAGACAUUGCCGUUUUGGAAAAAUAAGUGCUGACAGUUGCAAUGUCAGUGUCUGAACUAUUGACAGUCUGUUGAUGAGAGUAUACAUUGCUUUCUAAACACAAACAGAAGUUUUAUUUUUUAUCAUCGUCUCUCAACCAGUGGAAAUAUGACCACACGAUGAUUGGCAAGGAAAUGUUACUCCACUUUGUUUCAAUAACAUGCCUGCAUCAUCAGCAUUUCCUUGUGUUUUGGGGACAGCUGUUUGAUAUUGGUAUCAUAUUACUAGUUUAUAUGUGGAUGUGGAUGUUUAAAUGAUAAUUUGGCUCGAAUCUUAUGUUGUCCAUAGCAACAUUAUUGUCGUUUAACAAAUGUUAUUUAUCAUUUUUCUUUUAAAUUGUGUAUUAUCCAAGUUCAUGCAAGGUUUAAGUUCUGACCAAAAAUCAGGUCAUCAAUAUUAGCUGCAUGUGAAGGUAAUCCUUUUUUUCUGUGACCAAAAUAAAUAUUAAACUUUUUGUCUAAUUCAGAACUAAAGUAUGAAUCUAUCUUUUUGGAAUCUAACUCUCAUUUCUUCGUUUCAAUGUUAUAGAAAUGAAACUCAGACGUGCUCCAUAAGAUAAACAGUGCAAUGUUUCAAGCAUUAUUUAAAUUCCUCUCUCCAUCCAUACACAUUAUUAAUGUAUAUGAUAAACUCAGUUUUUCAUCCCUUUUGCGGUGUUCUCCAGGUCACAAGGUUGUCAGUGUUAUCAAAGAGAGAGAGAGACAAUCUCUUAACAUCAGAAUCAUUUAUUUUGACGACCAUGAACAUGUCAGAGGUCAAAUUGUGUUCCUGAAAAGGCACAGUUCUUGGACUGCAAAAAAUAUCACAAAUUUGACCUUUGAUUUCACCAGUUACCUCCCUUCAUGUUAUACACUAUAUAUUCCAUCCAUUUUUGUAAAGCAUAUUCAAAGGACUCAAUACUGCAUAAAUGUAGUCAAAGUUAGAAAUAGGAUAUACUUUGAAACUGCCAAACUCUGUUGUCAUAAAUAAUGAACUACAUGUACUAUCAGUGAACUAGUCAGUUGUCAUCAACCAAAAUGUCAAGGCCAUCCCAAGAGUUAAAGACAUUAUCCCUCAGUUAUGUCCUCUGUGGGAUAUAUUAUAUAUUCACCAGUCCAGUUGUUUAUGAAUGAUGUUAAAGGUACACCACAGAAGACCCCAAUUCUUGAACAAUUAUCUAUUUUGUGGACAGUAUAUUUACAAAUAUUCCCAUAAAAUUAAGGGUUUGACAUAUUGCAGCCUGUAAAGGUAUAGAAUAUCUAUAUCACGUUUCAUAUUUGAUGUCCAUAUAUGAGUGCAUAUACGUCUGCAUAAAUUCAGUAUUGGUGUGUCCUUGAGUGUGUAUAAAAUAUUCUUCAGUUGAGUGUGCGAGCGAGUGUUAUUGUUCUACAUGUUCUUAUUAGAAGUUAAUACCCAGCUAGUUUCCCCUCAUUUGAUAUAUCUAACAGUCAGCAAAGCUGAAGGGGUUGCUGUCCUAUAGGGUCAAUUACCCUGUCCAAAAUUAUCAUACAGAAACGUACCCUUGCUGGUUACUGAGAAAUCAGUUUUGAUUUCAUAUUUAACAUAAGGUAUGGCAUGCUGGAAACCGUGGUUAUUGAACGUUAAUAAUAGAAAAGAAAAGGAGUAUUGCAUGCUGUGGGAUUAGAUUGUUAGAAAGUGAUGAGGUGAAAUUGGGUUAAACAUCGCGUCCAAGAUUAUUGCACUUAUAUAGAGAUGUGUUUGUGUGGCUGCUUGUACUCUUCCGGACUAUGCCGAUUUAUAGUGCUAG